Messenger RNA from Lethenteron reissneri (Far Eastern brook lamprey), 8524 nucleotides. It is a transcript of the gene ESPL1, whose product is annotated as extra spindle pole bodies like 1, separase. Gene Ontology annotation, cellular component: centrosome; cytoplasm; mitotic spindle. Gene Ontology annotation, biological process: proteolysis; meiotic chromosome separation. The record is from RefSeq and is a predicted model, not a curated record. Gene Ontology annotation, molecular function: cysteine-type endopeptidase activity. NCBI's taxonomy places the organism in Eukaryota, Metazoa, Chordata, Hyperoartia, Petromyzontiformes, Petromyzontidae.
AACCGCCGCGACGGCGUGACGUCACCGCGCUGCCGCUCGGCCGUUGGUCACGUGGCACCGGGCGGAAUAAUUCAAAAUUUUUCUCGGCGGUGGCGGCGUCCUCCUCCUCGUCCUUCUCGUCGUCGUCUCUUGGUCUCCCCACCCCCGGGGGCCAUUCGUCGCUCUCUGCCACGGUCUCUUUUACCGGACAAAAUGAGCAUCGUGGACGAGUUGAAACGCGCGCGGAGCGAGGCGGAGCUCAGCGCCUUCCUCAAGAACUUCGAGGGAAGCCUGCAUCCGUCCUUGAAGAGCAGCACCGCUAUGUCGGCGAGUGCAGCUAUCAAGACAGGAGAUGUGUGCGACUCCGUUCUGCGAGAAUGUCUUCAUCAUCUGGCCGAUGGCAGCCACUCUGAAAAAAGCCUUGCCUUGAUUUCCUGUGUGGCUGAGCAAGCCUUUAAAGGUUUCAAGGCCCUAAGUAAAAAGAAGGACAUGCCGCUAUAUUUGGAGAAAAUCCUCCUGAACCUUCUUAAGAAAUUGCGUGACUGUGGCCUGCACUCAAGCCUUGUGCUUUUCUCUGAUCACAUAUUCAGCUCCCUGAUGAGGUGGCGGGAGGUCUGUGUGCAAGACAGUGCACUCUUGAAGGACUAUGACCUCAUCGCCAGAUAUAGCUAUGACUUCUUGGCAAGGGUUGCAACACAGAUUGCACUGCAGGACCCCAGCAAAGCAGAGCCGUCCCAGUGCCAGGAAGUCCUGCUCAUGCGGCUCAGAGCCGUGAAGUUUCUUGUUUUCAUUGAGGGGCUGGGUAGGAAGAAUGCCGGCUCGGGCGAGCCUCCCUCGGCCUUCUGCAGUCAGAGCAUGAAUGCAGCCCUGCGCUACAAGAGGGACAGAGCCAAGCUGACAGCGCUUGACCUGCGCUUCCUAAGCGACAAAUAUUACUCACCCCUGAUGUCCCUGUUGACUGAUGUGUUUGCGCAGGACACAGAGCAGUACAAACGCUUGCUGUUUGAUUUGUUGCUGCAGCAGUGCAAGCUGAUCUGUGUCUCCAGCAUCACUGCGUCUGAGGAUGUCAGUGUAGCGUCUGAAGUAAUGAGCGUGUUGAAACAGCACUUCAUAUCGAGUGGGCCCUCUGGCCAAGACACUUGGUGUCUGCCUGCAAAGCUUUGUUCAUUGGCCCUUGACAUGUGGAAGUCAUUUCUGAUGCCUGACUUUCGGUUUGUUACUUCAGAUGUAUUUGGCCAGUUGGCCAGGCAACUGCAGGGUGUUGCCUCGACGGCAGAGGCAUUUUCUGAGAUUGUGGAUAGCUGUGGUGUUGUGAUGACCACCUUGGAAAGUGUGAUUUGUACCAAGGAAGGGAAUGAAUUUGGGAAGUUGUUUGAUUGGAGUGGCAUUUUCCACUUUCAUGACUUAAUGGAGGCAUUCGUCAAAGUGAUUGAAGUACAAAACAAAAGGCUUUUAAAGCAGGAUGGCGUGCAGCAGGAGAAACUACAUCAGAAGGUGCACAGCACCCUUAUGCUGUUCAUCACACUCGUGGAAAAGCAGCUUCCCCACUUGGUCUCCAUUGAGGUGGAUGCAGCAGGUGAUGGUGUGGAGAGGCUGGUGAAUUUGUUGGAAGCUACGCUGGAAAAGAUUGAGAUGAACCUCUCUGUGCUGGAGGCACUUGGACAAGAUGCCUCAUGCACCACUGGUGCAGCGGUAGGAGCCUAUCAACUAUCCCGCACGUUCUUAAAGCAAGACUUGUCCUCCGAGACUGUGGCCCUGGCCACGGCUGCCUACCGUCUCAUGGAAAGGGCCCUUAACUUGUCCACACAGCCCAAUACUCUCACUGGAAAGUUUGUUGCAUUUGCAACUCUACUGGUGGAGGUGUACCGCAGGGCGGGACGUUUCGGGGAUGCCAUGGCAGCAGUGGCUCGCAGCUGCUGGCUCCUCAUGGGUGACCUGCACGCCUGCCUGCCGGCCCUCGUCAGCCUCUGGGUGCAAGUGAAGGCCGAUGCUGUGGGUGCUGGCCAGGCGACUAUCAAAUUGAGGACUCUACGGGAGGCUCUCUCAGAUUACGAGGUCGGAACGGACGAGCUGCUCGUUGUGCUGGACGAGGAACUGCGGCAAUACAAGGCGCAGCAUGUGGACGCAACCCAGGAGCGCUACAAUGUCAUCUGCGACCUGCUUGAGCUGUGUCCCGAGGAGGAAAUCGACCGCUGCUUGGACAGGAGCUUGCACCUAAUUCGGCUUGCAGAGUUCUUGUGCUAUAAUGACACCAUCGGGCAGGCAGAGUGCUCGGCACUGGACUGCGCCCAGGAGGCAGUGCGGCUGCUGGACUCCAUCAAUGUGGAGUGGUGGCCGUCAUCGGAGAGGGAACGCUGCACGGACAUUAAGGCCACCGCUAACCUGUGGCUCUUCAUCUGCACGCUGGAGGCCACUGCCAAGAAGGCCACGGAGAGAGAAGAGCGUCUCGCGCGUGUUGCGGACCCGGUGCUCGAGGUGAGCGUCAAUGACUUGGAUGUGGAAGACAAACAGGGCGAGGACUCACGCCUACACUGCCACAUGCUCUUCAACAUCGCCUCUGACAAGCAGGCUUGUACCCCACUGGAUCGGGCCUUAGAGCUGUGGCAGAACUUACUGGGGGGCUCCACCCUCCCAGCCCUUAACAACAGCCAACAGACCCUGCUUAACAUCCGCAUGAUGACCGAGCUGUACCGCCUCAUUGACAAGCCACUACAAGCACUCAAGAGCUGCCUGCUGCAACAGCAACUGAGUGGCUGGUUGGAAGAUUGGCCUGGGAACAUAAUGGCCGGUUGUCUGGCUGCACGCCUCCUUCUUAACUUGGACUGCCCACAGCAUGCACAGGUGUUUGUGGAUGAAGUUGAGUCAAGAAUGGAAUCAAUUUCCAAACCAGAUGAUAAAUUGUCUGUACUGGAGAAGAAUGUCAAAUUAACCAAGAGCCAGUUCCACUAUGCCAUGGGACAGGUAGAGAUGGGAUUCUUGCUGCUGUUGGAGAUCCUGGAGGAUCCUAACAUAUGGAGACCAUCUCGUACCUGGUACCUUCUGAGAUCACGAACCUAUACCCUGGCCUCCCUCUACACAAACCUUCCUGGCAACCAGCUUGCUCAAUCUGAGAGGGAGCGUCUGCCACAGCUUGAUCUAAGGAGCCCACUGGUAGCAGUGAGCGUUGCCCACCGUUUGCUCACUGGCCUCAUGCAAGCCAUUCUGGGGCCCUCCUUCAACAAUACCCAGGGCUCCGACAAGCCCAGUGGCACUGCUACCACCAGCAUCUUCAUCGACCAGGGGGAUAACGUGCUACUCAAGUGGACGGUGCUCACGGAGCUACUGGACGUGUCGCGUCAUCUAGUGUCACUGCAGGCCAAACGCGGUAUUGUGCUGGAAGCCAAGAGCUUCUGCAUUGAAGCGCUCAAGCUGACCACCAAGCUACAGCUCACACGCAGGUGUGCGGAGCUGCUGAUUGUAAAGGCGAGCCUGGAAGUGCAGAGGGGUGAACUGGAGGAGAGCAAACAUGAAUUGAAGCAGCUGUCUUUUCUGCUUGAAUCCUCCCAAGAGUUUGAGGCUACCAAGAAAGCAGGUGCUGAUUUCAAGUUGAAGAAGCUCCGUGGCACAGCCAAGUCUGCAAGCAAACGCAGCCCAGUCGCAGAGGAAGAACAGGAGAAGGAGUCUGAAAACCAAAGUUUUCUCAAGUCUAUUCCUCUGUCGCUGGUGCAUGGGCGUGAGCAAAGCAUCACCGGGGCAGAUGGGAUAAGCAGCUCUCCCGGGCUGGCCAAGCAGAAGAGCCGGCUGCCACAGGUCCACAAGGCUCAGUGCGCCUGCACCAACUGCCGUGACGUGGUGCUGUCGCUCAUCACUGCCGAGUGGUUCCUGACACAGAGCCGCAUGGAGGAUGCACUUCAGAACGACACCGUGAGCCGGCGCUUCCUGCUCGCCUCACUCCAGCAGGUAGCUGCCCUCAAGCAGCGCGGUGCUGCCAUGCUGCACGAGAUCCUUGCGAGGAGACCAGGUGGUUGGCCACUGCUACUGAAAAACGCUGCUUUCCAGAUGACACACGCCGUGGAAGCAACGGCGCGACUGGAAUUGGCGUUGAGGGCUCUGAAGGUCGGCUCGUUUGUCGGUGUGGCCGAUAACGUGCAGAAGGGCCUGCAGGUGUUUCAGUCAACUGACCUGGGGCUGGCGGAUGCCCACGACAUCAAGGCCAACUUGAUGAUUGUCAAGGCCAUUAUGAUGCUGUUGCAGCUCUCCCUCAAGCAGGACUGUAGUGUGGCAGAGCUCUUUCAAAGCUCUUGGGCUCUGAACACCAUGAUCACACCCUGUGAAGAGGAACCCGAUUUACCAUCGGUCAGUAACACGGAAACUUCCACCUCUACUACCGUGGCUUCCACUGGCAUUGUGAAGCCACCCCCAUCAGCGCAGAAAAAGAAACGGGAGUUUCCUCAGACGCCUAAUUUUGGCUUCAAGACUCCGGCACGUAGCACAGCAUCCAGAUCGGCAAUAAAACCCAGCCAGAGCUUCUUUAUAUUAGAGGAUUCGAAUUCGUCCAAUUCUCCUGUUCUCCCCUGCAUUAAGGCUCAAAAGAAGGUACAGACACGUUUGAGGAUUGUGACGUUUAGCGACAGUGACGAAGACUCUGAGCUGCCCAGACACCAGCAGGUGGCUGCAUCUGAUAGAGGAAGCAGCAGUGCUAAAGUGAAGGAGCCUUUCAGCAUGAUUGUGCCAAAGCCCAAAGUUCCAACUAAAGUCCCACCAUGCAAAGUCAAACCAGCAAAGGAUGAAAAACCAACAGCGAGAGCCCAACCUACAAAAGCAGCCUCUUCUGCGCAUGGCGGCAGUGCAACGUUGGUGAAGCUGGAAAAGGUGGGAAGAGGACAGACGACACAGAGCCAGCCCAAAAAACAGCUGAAAUCUGUGGAGACAACGGCAAAGGCAAAAGGCUCAGGGCGGAUGGCAUCGGCUGUCCAACAAGAUAAGCCUAUGGAUGACGCUGAAAGGAAGGUGCUCCGCAAGACCAAGCAGGCAGGCAGGGUCACCAUCGGAAGGGGCCACGAUGUAGAGCGGGAAGAAUUGCGCCAAGGGGACACGGACGAUGUUUGGUUGGACCUGGAUCAAAGCAUAGAAGUCAUUAGGGCACUGGAUGAGGAUUCACCACUUGAUGACAAAAGAGUUAUGCGCAAGGUCAAAUCUAAAAUCGCAGAAUGUAAGGUGGCAAAGGUUUCCAGAGCACGGAAGACACAGGACAGAGAGAUGGAGGUGGUGCGGCGACAGAUCCCCACCGAGCCAGACGAAUACACCGCCCCAGAGCGGUUGGUGCAAGCGCCGGCCCCACUGCAUGUCACGAGGCUGAACACCAACGAUGGCAGCCUGUCCCUGGAGGCGGCACGGGACGUGCUGCUGGCCGCGCUCGAGUGCAUAUCACACAACCCGUCGGGCGCAUCCUACCGCGUGCUCGCCCAGCUACUGGCUCUCCACGCCGGCGAUGGCCUCCGGCUGGGAGACGGGCACAGCGAGAAGGGCGCUGGCCUCGAUACUGCGUGGCUGCACAAUGAGGGCCUUUCUGUCACCCUGCGCCACCAAAUGAUCGCCAAUGUCACUCGCAAGAUCAGAAAGGGUGAAGGAGAGGCAGUGCAGUGCACCCCGGGCUCCAGGGAUGGCCACCUGCAGCACAUCUUGCCCCUCUUCAACUUCCAGCCGCAGUUUGCGGCAGGGAUGCACCAGCGGGCGCAGGAGUUUGCAGAAGCGUUUGACCUUAUUCCUGAUGGAGUGGCAGUCUGCACGCUUUCAAUCGUCAACCUUUUCCCCUGGGACCUGCGCAAGAUUCGUGAUGUUGGGGAGUUGGUGCUGCUCACUCGGCUGGAGCGUGGGGCCAGACCCAUCACCGUGCGCUUGCACCCUGGAAAAGACCAAGUAGGGCUGGACUGGGUGCUGGCAGAGUUUGACUCGAUUCUGAAGCAGCAGGCAGUGGUGAGCAACAUGACGGAGAAAAGGCUGUGGUGGCAGCACCGCAAUGAGCUGGAUGAACGCAUGCAGCGGCUGUUGACGGCACUGGAGGAGCAGGUACUCGGCUGCUGGAAGGGGCUGCUGCUGCCACCAGUGAUGCCCAGUUCCCAGUUGGCGGAGGUGUUGCACGAGGAGGCGGAAGCUCUGAAGCAGCUUCUGUCAGACAAAAGCCCACCCGUCAGCUAUGAGCUUCUGCAGGUGGUCUUGUCCGGGGCUGACAGCUUGAGCAAGAAGAAGCUGCGUUCACUUGCCGAUGCUCUGUGUCCCCAUGAGCACUUCCUGCCGAGGCUGCAGGAGGCUGUUGCCCGCAUCCGCAGUACCCGCAUUGCUGCUGCCGCCGCCACUACUAGCACCACCCAGCAUCCAGGCUCCACCGUCCUCAUCCUGGACAAGAACCUGCAGAAGCUGCCUUGGGAGAACAUUCCCCUACUGCGAGCGAGCAGCGUCACACGCAUGCCCUCUUUGGCCUUCCUCCUCGCUUCUGCGCUCACCACCAAGUACGUGAAGAGUAAUGUUUUUAAUGCCAAAGUGGACGUGCGGAACACAUUCUACCUGCUCAAUCCACAAGCCAAUUUGUCCAGCACGGAGAGCACUUUCCGGGACUGGUUUGAAAGUGAAAAGGACUGGGAGGGUGUGAUAGGAAAGGUCCCAACAGCAGAGAAGCUCCAGGAAGUUCUUACCAAGAAGGACCUGUACAUUUACGCAGGACAUGGGGCGGGAGCCCAGAUCUUCAAGCCACACGCGAUUCCGCGGCUCGACUGCCGUGCUGUGUCACUACUCUUCGGUUGCAGCAGCGGAGCUCUGGCGAUGCGGGGCACCCUAGAGGCCUCGGGCAUUGCCCUCAACUACAUCAUGGCCGGCUGUCCUUGUAUUCUGGGGAACCUGUGGGAUGUCACGGACCGCGACAUUGACCGCUACAUGGAGGCACUGCUGCGCACGUGGCUGAGUGCACCACCUGGAGCUUCCAUCAGCGAGCACAUGGUCCAUGCACGCCAGGCGCCACGCCUCAAGUUCCUCAUUGGGGCAGCUCCCAUCCUCUAUGGCCUGCCUGUCUUGCGCAGAUGAGCUCCCUGGAUGGUGCACUUCUUCUACUCCUACCAUCCCUUGGUGUUUGUACCACGUGCCACAUCUUGACCUACUUUUACCAACUUGUCCUCCAAUCCCUUGACUGGUAGCCGAGACUAAAAACAGCAAGGCCGAAUGAAGACGGGCAUAUUGAAUGCCACGUGGAGAAAAUUGUUUAAAUGGAUGGGGUUUUACCAAAGGAUUCAUGGCAGCGUUGCAAAAAAGCUUAUCAAAAGCUGCACAUGAGAUUUACCUUUCCUAAGCACACAAAAACAUACCCAUAUGUGUCGUGUAUUCAGAUACCCUAUCAAAUGACAGGCAGAUAACAUUGGCUCCUCAUCAUAAAAAGUGUGGUUUUAGAAAGAAUAAGAAAAUAAUGCAUUAUACAUGGAUAAUUGUGAAUGUGAGAGCUAAAACAUACCAAAAGGCAAGGUGUUCAUUGUUUUACCCUGGGCACUGCAUUCUACUUUUAAGCAGUGCCUCUUCACCUCUUUAGCCUCUCUCCUGGGUUGUGUUGUCACCACACCUAAUGCUUUGCAAUGGCUGUAGUGGUGUGGGUUCAUUCAAACGAUGAGGUCAAUCUGGCAGGCAGUUCCUUCCCUAUAGCUGGAGCAUGAAAUAUCGAGCACUCCAUCUGCUGUUGAUACUGCAUUGCAUUAAUGGUAGUGUGUCCUGGGGCUACCUGGCUGUUGGAGUAAUAUGACCCCUAUGCUCACACUCAAAGGCCAAACAUCUUUCACUGCAAUGCUCUAUAUGCAGAGUUAAUGUUGUAGGUUGUCACCAUGACUAAAUAACAUGUUUGUGGUGUAUGUGUUAGUUCUACAAAAGAUAGUCGAUUGGUAUUAAAACUAAAAUUGCAUAAAAUUUCACAUAAAAAUGAGCAAAGCCAGUAAAAUAUAGUAAAAUACGGGGAACCCAAUUUGCCACCUAACUUGUUUAAAUUACUGCAUUUUCAACCUGGUUUGUUUGAUAACCGAAUAUAAUGCAGAGCAAUGUUAAUAGUAGUUAUGUAGACCACAUCAUUUUGUUGCCGUCAUAAUUCUUUGCAAUCCUGUGAUUAUUUCAAAAUCUCCCUGUAAAAAUGGUUAUUCAUGAAAACGUGUCUCAAUAUUUUUACCAUCAAUCUGCAAGUGUGCCAAUCAAGGCUAUCAAGUAUGGUGCUGCCUUGCAUAGUUUACAGCCCAGAUUCAUGUAGCAAGACUGAAAAUGGAUGUAAAUUUGUCAUGUAUUUGCACUGUCACACAUCCAGUAUAUCUGUACACGAUUGCUAAGAUGAUUUUAUCACCACAUUUUUUGAUUUGUGUGAACUGAAGUAAUUGUGUUGCAUAGAUAGGUUCUUUGUAAAUAAUUCAGGUAAAUGCCAUAUUUGUGGUGCUAUUUAUGUGGAGUUGAUGGUGGUGUAAGUUGUGGUGCCGUUUUUUUAAAUCAGAAAUUGACAAUUGCCUCCAAUGAAUACAAAUGUUUUAAUAAUAAAUUAAUGUUUUCUUUA